Alosa alosa (allis shad) is the source of this 2231-nucleotide messenger RNA. RefSeq names its product adenylosuccinate synthase 1 (gene adss1). Lineage: Eukaryota; Metazoa; Chordata; Actinopteri; Clupeiformes; Clupeidae. Gene Ontology annotation, molecular function: adenylosuccinate synthase activity; GTP binding. The record is from RefSeq and is a predicted model, not a curated record. Bases 93 to 1460 code for a protein of 455 amino acids. Gene Ontology annotation, biological process: 'de novo' AMP biosynthetic process; IMP metabolic process. Gene Ontology annotation, cellular component: cytoplasm. The transcript is spliced from 13 exons.
UCAAACCGUCUGCUACCAGUUGCUGUGAAGACAGGCUGUACGCCCGCUGAUCCAUUUCGCACGGCUACUUCAGCAGUCUUAAGUCUACGAAGAUGUCGGGCUGGUCAGUAAAUGAUCAUAAGAAUUACACAAAUCCCCCUGCAGCGGGGCAGAAGCGGCCGCGCAGCGAGACUGGGAACAAAGUUAUGGUAGUUCUUGGUGCACAAUGGGGAGAUGAGGGCAAGGGAAAAGUGGUCGACUUAUUGGCGACGGACUCCGACAUGGUUUGCAGGUGUCAGGGUGGUAACAAUGCUGGCCACACAGUGGUAGUAGACGGUCAAGCAUACGACUUCCAUCUUCUCCCAAGUGGAAUCAUCAACCCCAAAUGCAUUUCCCUCAUCGGUAAUGGCGUAGUCAUCCAUUUACCUGGUUUGUUUGAAGAGGGAGAAAAGAAUGAGAAGAAAGGUCUCAAAGGCUGGGAGAAGCGACUGGUCAUCUCUGAUCGCGCUCACAUAGUGUUUGACUUCCAUCAGGAAGUAGACGGCAUGCUGGAGGCCCAGAGACAAGCUCAGGAGGGGAAGAGCAUUGGUACAACAAAGAAAGGCAUCGGACCCACAUACACAAGCAAGGCAUCUCGUACUGGGCUUCGUGUGUGUGACCUUCUAGCUGACUUCAAAGAGUUUUCGGCCAAGUUCAAGCAUCUGGUUCAGCAGUACCAGUCCAUGUAUCCUGGUCUUAAAGUUGAUAUCGACAGUCAGUUGAAAAAGCUGAAGGAGUAUGCGGAGAAGCUCAGACCCAUGGUGAGAGAUGGGGUUCAUUUCAUGUUCGAGGCACUGCAUGGACCACCAAAGAAAAUCCUUGCUGAAGGGGCCAAUGCCGCUCUCCUUGACAUUGACUUUGGUACCUAUCCUUUUGUAACUUCAUCAAACUGUACUGUGGGAGGUGUUUGCACUGGACUUGGCAUUCCUCCCGCAAAUAUUGGAGAUGUGUAUGGAGUAUCUAAGGCUUAUACCACAAGAGUGGGCAUUGGGGCCUUUCCCACAGAGCAACUCAAUCAAAUAGGAGAGCUGCUGCAGACACGGGGUCAUGAGGUGGGCGUGACCACAGGCAGGAAGAGGCGUUGUGGUUGGCUGGAUCUGGUCAUCCUGAGAUAUGCCCACAUGAUCAAUGGUUUUACAGCUAUUGCACUAACUAAACUGGAUAUUCUUGACGUUCUGGAUGAGAUCAAAGUUGGUGUGGCCUAUAAACUCAAUGGAAAACGGAUCCCCCAUUUCCCAUCCAACAUGGAUGUUUUAAACAAAGUGGAGGUGGAGUAUGAAACCUUCCCUGGCUGGAAGACAGACACAUCAUCUACUAGGAAAUGGGCUGACCUCCCACCAAAAGCCCAGAACUACAUCCGCUUUGUGGAGAACCAGAUUGGUGUUCCUAUUAAGUGGGUUGGCGUUGGACCGUCCAGAGAGUGCAUGAUACAGAUGUUCUAGAAUGCCUCUGCAUCAUCCAGAUGUUCUGGAAUGCCUUAGCAUUAUCCAUAGGUUCUCCAGUUCUUCAGCAUGUCGCUGAGAUGGCAGCUGACGCAUCUUGGAAGCAUCUCAAGUCCCAUCUGCCAUCUCCAUCUAAACACCAGACGGAAUGAAACAUUACACACACCUAGGCCUACAUUUACUUUCAUUUUCAUAGGCUGUCCUUUCAGCUUAAACUGUUUUCAGAGGGCAUGGCAUAUUAAUGACCUCAUCCCAGAAUCAGAGUUAUGGACACAACAACACUGAAAUGGCUGGUCCUCUGAUAAGGAACUGUCUAAAGGUUUACAGAAGGCAGUGUUUUACUCAGAAACAUAGUUGUUGUGGAACCAGUUUUUUGUUAAUCCCACUGCUUGUUUGCACUAUAAAUAUGUGUGGGACAGUUAGCCUACUGAGUUAGUUUCAUGUGACAUGGGGCUUUCUAUUGAAGUGUUAUCCAUUUUUCAUGGACAGUCACUUUUGAUGAGGCAUUAUCUUGACAUUAAAGUGUCAAAACAAGAAGUAUCUCUGGCAUCCUCAUGUUACUUUGUAUUUUGUGUUGGGAAAGUUUGUUUGUUUGUUUUCUCAUAAUAAUUAAACGGGAUAGUGUACUUUCUACAUGCAUGAAUUACGUUGAACAGUAAUGUUUUAUUCUGUUGACUUUUGUUGUUGAUGAUUAUGUUGUUAUUAUUAAUUUGGUGUAAUUUGGAUAAGGGAUUUUGGCUUUGCAAUAAAUUCCAAUAUAUGUUAGUGUCA